AAAGUUAGUCCAGACAGGAAACGCCAGACGCGUGGAAUCAGCGGACACAUUCAGACACAUCACUAUGGCGGAUUCAUCGGAGUCGUUCCACAUGGCCACCAGCCCGACCCGCGGCUCCCGGCGGGGAGACAUGACGUCCAGCCCUGGCAGAGAUCUGCCACCCUUCGAGGACGAGUCGGAGGGUAUCCUGGGUGACACCCUGCCGGAUGAGGAGGACGGAGACGGAGAGGAGCUGAUCGGAGACGGGAUGGAGAGGGACUACCGGAACAUCCCGGAGCUGGACCAGUACGAGCAGGAGGGGCUGGACCUGGACGAGGACCUAUCAGAGCUCUCCCCUGGAGCGCGAGCGGCGGCCGAGGAGGCUAUGAGGAGGCGUGACCGCGAGCAGGGGGGCCGUCUGAGGAGGGGCCUACUGUACGACAGCGAGGAUGAGGAUGAUGAGCGGCCGGCGGCCAGGCGGCGCCGCUUCGCCGAGCGGGCGGCGGAGGGGACGGGCGAGGGCCUGGAGGACGAGGAGAUGAUCGAGAGCAUCGAGAACCUGGAGGACAUGAAGGGCCACUCGGUCAGGGAGUGGGUCUCCAUGGCAGCGCCCCGCCUGGAGAUCUACCACCGCUUCAAGAACUUCCUGCGCACGUACGUGGACGAGCACGGCCACAACGUCUUCAAGGAGAAGAUCAGCGAUAUGUGCAAAGAGAACAAGGAGAGUCUGGUGGUGAACUACGAGGACCUGGCCGCCAGAGAGCACGUCCUGGCCUACUUCCUGCCCGAGGCGCCCACCGAGAUGCUGAAGAUCUUCGACGAGGCGGCCAAGGAGGUGGUGCUCGCCAUGUACCCCAAAUACGACCGCAUCGCCCACGACAUCCACGUCCGGAUCUGCAACCUGCCCCUGGUGGAGGAGCUGCGCUCGCUCAGGCAGCUCCACCUGAACCAGCUGAUCAGGACCAGCGGGGUGGUGACCAGCGGCACGGGCGUGCUCCCCCAGCUGGGCAUGGUCAAGUACAACUGUAACAAGUGUAACUUUGUCCUGGGGCCCUUCUUCCAGUCCCAGAACCAGGAGGUGAAGCCAGGCUCCUGCCCUGAGUGCCAGUCAAUGGGGCCGUUCGAGAUCAACAUGGAGCAGACGGUGUACCAGAACUACCAAAGAAUCACCAUACAGGAGAGCCCCGGCAAAGUGGCAGCUGGCCGCCUCCCACGCUCCAAAGAUGCCAUCCUAUUGGCCGACCUGGUUGACUGUUGCAGACCUGGUGAUGAGAUUGAGCUGACGGGCAUCUACACCAACAACUAUGACGGUUCUCUGAACAUGGCCAACGGCUUCCCGGUGUUUGCCACCGUCAUCAUGGCCAAUCACAUCACGCGCAAGGACGACGGGGGGGCGGUGGCCGAGCUGACAGACGAGGACAUCAAGGCCAUCGUGACGCUCAGCAAGGACGAGCGCAUAGGGGAGAGGAUCUUUGCCAGCAUUGGUCCCUCCAUCUACGGCCACGAGGACAUCAAGAGAGGUCUGGCGUUGGCUCUGUUUGGAGGAGAAGCCAAGAACCCAGGUGGGAAGCACAAGGUGCGCGGGGACAUCAACGUGCUGCUGUGUGGCGACCCCGGCACGGCCAAGUCCCAGUUCCUGAAGUACGUGGAGAAGGUGGCGAGCCGCUCGGUCUUCACCACGGGCCAGGGGGCCUCGGCCGUGGGUCUGACAGCCUACGUCCAGAGACACCCGGUCAGCCGGGAGUGGACCCUGGAGGCCGGGGCGCUGGUGCUGGCCGACCGGGGAGUCUGCCUCAUCGACGAGUUUGACAAGAUGAACGACCAGGACAGGACCAGCAUCCACGAGGCCAUGGAGCAGCAGAGCAUCUCUAUCUCCAAGGCCGGCAUCGUCACCUCCCUGCAGGCUCGCUGCACCAUCAUCGCCGCCUCCAACCCCAUAGGUGGUCGGUACGACCCGUCUCUGACCUUCUCUGAGAACGUGGACCUGACCGAGCCCAUCGUGUCUCGUUUUGACAUCCUGUGCAUUGUCAGGGAUACCGUAGACCCGGUGCAGGAUGAGAUGCUGGCUCGCUUCGUGGUAGGCAGCCACAUCAAGCACCACCCCAGCAACAGGGACGGGGGCAUGGCGGGGCUGGAGGAGGUGGUGCUGCCCAACACGUCUGACGCGCCGCCCAUCCCCCAGGACCUGCUCAAGAAGUACAUAAUGUACUCCAAGGAGCGCGUGCGGCCCAAACUCAACCAGAUGGACCAGGACAAGGUGGCGCGCAUCUACUCCGACCUCCGCAAGGAGUCCAUGGCAACAGGCAGCAUCCCCAUCACGGUGCGCCACAUCGAGUCGAUGAUCCGCAUGGCGGAGGCCCACGCCAGGAUGCAUCUGAGGGACUACGUCCUGGAGGACGACGUCAACAUGGCCAUCAGGGUGAUGCUGGAGAGCUUCAUAGACACGCAGAAGUUCAGCGUCAUGAGGAGCAUGAGAAAGACGUUCGCCCGCUACCUGGCCUUCCGUCGUGACAACAACGAGCUGCUGCUCUUCAUCCUGAAGCAGCUGGUGGCCGAGCAGGUGACCUAUCAGAGGAACCGCUACGGCGCCCAGCAAGACACCAUCGAGAUCCCCGAGAAAGACCUGGUGGACAAGGCCAGACAGAUCAACAUCCACACCCUGUCGGCCUUUUACGACAGCGAGGUCUUUCAAACCAACAAGUUCUCCCUGGACUCCAAGAAGAAACUGAUCGUCCAGCAGUUCUAACCUCUCUGUCCUCGUCUCUCACACACAGAACCACAGCUUCUGGAGCACGCAGGCCCGAUCUGGGCAGUGUGGGCGCUGCGUUCUACCUUGUUGUGUGUUCGGUGUUCGACCAGGUCACAUGAUCAGCGUCAUUUGUUCUGCUGUGUCGCAUCCCUAUGGUCAGGGAUAGGUGGAUGUCCAGGCCAGCCUCUGUAAAUACCUGUAUAUGUCUGUCCCUCUGGUGGAAUCAUAGACUCUGUGUCACAGGGAAUAACCUGUCUAGUUUUGGGGGGACUAAUUGUUUCCAUUCCAUUAGACUAAGAAUGUUUCUUGUUCCAUCUUUUGUGCUCCAACGUCUUGGAAUUUGCAUACACACAAACACACUUUGUGUCAUUUGAUGAAAUCAAGUGUUUGUGACCCAUGAAGUUCACUUAUGUUUUCCAUGUAAAACAAAGAUAAAAUGUGUUAACUUUGACCUGUAGUAUGUUGGAUUCUGACAUUGUUUUUCGUAAAUGAAAUAAAAAGUGAAUCUCCUGUCUGCUAAGGAAUUUGUUCCACUUGA
This is a messenger RNA of Hypomesus transpacificus, 3266 nucleotides long. It is a transcript of the gene mcm2, whose product is annotated as minichromosome maintenance complex component 2. The transcript is spliced from 16 exons. Gene Ontology annotation, molecular function: single-stranded DNA binding; single-stranded DNA helicase activity; 3'-5' DNA helicase activity. Gene Ontology annotation, biological process: DNA replication; double-strand break repair via break-induced replication; mitotic DNA replication initiation. The record is from RefSeq and is a predicted model, not a curated record. Bases 65 to 2725 code for a protein of 886 amino acids. NCBI's taxonomy places the organism in Eukaryota, Metazoa, Chordata, Actinopteri, Osmeriformes, Osmeridae. Gene Ontology annotation, cellular component: nucleus; MCM complex.